UCUGCCUCUGACUGCAUUCAUUUUUGACAAUUGCAUUUUGAAUUGCAUAUCCAUUUUGCAUUUGAGUCCUACAUAAAUUUUUUCUUUGGUUUAAACCUGAUAAAUUAUUUUUUAAACAUUUUGAUAAUUACGUCAACAUUUUUCAUUUACACACUCACCCAUUCAUUCUCCCUUUCAUCCACUCAUGUUAUGCAUGUAAAGCACAUGCAUCAAGGGCAGAUAAUCUUCAAAUGAAUACUAUAUGACUAUUAACAUUUACUUGAAUCAUUCAUUUGAGUGAACUGUGAACACUAUGCAGUGAUUUUCAAGGAGACGCUGAAAUUCAAGUGAUAUAACUGUGAAAUUUAGUGAAAAACCACAAUAUUUGUGAUUUGCAUAUAAAUAUUGUGAAUUGUGUACCAACUGAAAAUUCAGCAUGGGAGACAAAAUUUCUGAGGAGGAAGGAAAGAAAAUCAUUGAAGCAUUUGAAGCUUUGAAAUUAAAACCAAAAUGCGAUACACCAGACGAUCUCAAGAAAUGGCUGGAGGAGAAGUCGCAACUUGGAGCAACAGCGAAAAUAAAAACUGAACAAACAGAUGAGACAACCAAACAGUAUAUGAACUUUCCUAGGAUUUCAACAUUUUCUGGAUCGCCGAGAGGAGAAACAAGUUACGAACUAUGGCGCUACGAAAUCCAAUGUUUACUCAACGAGAAAGUAUAUAGACAUGAUCAGAUUCUACAAGCUAUCCGCAGAUCAGUGAAAGGAGAAGCAGCCAACAUCCUCAUGAGACUCGGACCAGGAGCAACAAUAGAUAGCAUCAUUCAGAAAAUGAACUCCAUCUACGAUACUAUUGACAGUUGUCAAAGAAUACUUGGACAAUUCUAUAGUGCACAACAAGAGGAAAAUGAAAGUGUUUCUGACUGGGGAUGUAGACUAGAACAGAUCAUAAAUAAAGCUGUGAUGCAUGGUGAAGUUCGACAUUCUCAAGUUGACAAUAUGUUACGUCAUGCAUUCUGGGAUGGACUUAGAUCUGACUUGAAGGAUAUAUCUGGAUACAUCCAUGAUAAAAUUCUGUCAUUUGAUGAACUUAGAUCAGAACUAAGAGCAAUUGAACAGGACCAUGAGAGAAGAAAAGUAAACAAAGGAAAGAAAACUGGACCAACCGUUAUGAGUGUAACUCACGAAGAAAAUGAAGCUUCCGGUAUGGAUGACAUCAAAGGGAUGCUACUCAAAUUAACAGCUGAUGUGCAACAACUGAAAGAUGAUCGUUUACAGCAACCUCAGCCUCCAUAUCAUAGAAACUUCUUCCCUAGAAACAAUGGAGCACGCUUUCAGCAUCCAGUUGUAGCUCGUCCACAAGUACCCAUACAUCAACAACAGUUUGGACAACAACAACAAAGUUCAUUCAGAGAUGUGGACAGGAAGGUCACGUGCAGUAUGGAUGUCGAGUGAGAACAGACCAUGUCAGCAGACCGUUAAACUACAGAGGACUAGCAUCGAGAGGCAGACGCUAGGCCACGGUCAACCAAUACAGAGCCUCACUGAAUUACAACAACAAAUACCAGGACUGA
Molecule: messenger RNA, 1551 nt
Organism: Magallana angulata
Lineage: Eukaryota; Metazoa; Mollusca; Bivalvia; Ostreida; Ostreidae
Exons: 2
Coding region: 416-1432 (338 amino acids)
Source: RefSeq, a predicted model, not a curated record